Molecule: messenger RNA, 1593 nt
Organism: Acaromyces ingoldii
Lineage: Eukaryota; Fungi; Basidiomycota; Exobasidiomycetes; Exobasidiales; Cryptobasidiaceae
Product: MFS general substrate transporter
Exons: 2
Source: RefSeq, a predicted model, not a curated record
GUUGUCAUCCUGGGUCUGAUCCUCUUUCUCAACCCGGGGCUGUUUAAUGCCGUCACAUCUGUGGGCGGCGCGGGGCUGAGAGACGCAAAGCUAGCGAGCGACUCGCUCACGGCCCUAUACGCGUGCUUCGCGGUCUCUGGGCUUCUGGGCGGAUCGGUGGCCAAUUACUUGGGGUUGCGAGCAACGCUCUGCAUUGGCUCCACGGGUUACAGUCUCUACAUUGCUGCUCUUCUGACAUCCCACAUCGUCGGCCCCAAAGUCGAUGCCUUUGUCAUCACUGCCGGCUGCAUCCUUGGUAUCACGGCCGGCCUCUUGUGGACAGCCUACGGUACAUUGAUCCUCUCGCUUCCCACGGAGUCACAAAAGGGCGUUUGGCUUUCGAUUCCGUGGGCCCUCUUUAAUCUCGGCGACGUCAUCGGUGCUGCCUUACUCCUGGGCGAAACCUCUGACAGGUCCCAAGGCAGCGUCAGCACGGCAGGCUACUCCGUCGUCUUGGGUCUCACUUUCCUUGCCAUUUUCCUCCCGUGGACCAUGAUGCCGCCUCGCAAGAUCACUCGGUCUGACGGUACCCGCGUCAUCACCCCGAGGCAUCCGACUUUCGUCUCGGAGCUCAAAGGCCUGGUCCACUGCUUCUGGUCGGAUCCCAUAUUCUUGCUCAUGGUCCCUUUUUUCUUCAUCAGUAACUCGUUUUAUGCCUACCACUUCAACUGCUUCAAUCUUGGCUUAUUCUCCAUCCGAUCACGAGCCCUCAACUCGCUACUCUAUUGGAUCGCCCAGGCAAUGACGGCGCCCUUGCUCGGCUUGAUUCUGGAUUCCCCUCGCUUCUCACGAAGAACACGGGCCAAGAUUGGCUUCUGCAUCGUCCUAGCGCUCGUCAUGGCCGUCUGGGGUCCCACAUACCACAUCCAACACUCAUUCAGUCGAGAAAAUCCAAAACGCCUUGAUUACGAAGAGCUACAGAUGGGCAAGGCGUACUAUGCCGGCGUUUCGAUUCUCUACUUUUUCUGCGGUGUAUGCGAUUCCAGUUGGCAGUUGUACGCCUAUUGGGUCAUGGGCGCCUUGUCCAACAAUCCUCGCCGAUUGGCCUACUACAACUCUCUCUACAAAGGCCUUCAGAGCGCGGGCAACGCAGUCUUUUGGCGGCUGGACUCAUACGGCGUCCCAUUCAUGACGAUGCUGGUUGCCACUUGGGCCUCGCUGGGUGCGUCGCUCGUCUUGGCAGCGCCUAUGAUCAUCUUUCGUAUACGCGACUUCACAACGACGGACGUUCGUAUCGUCGAGACAGAAGAGCAGCUUGACGAGACGACGUACACGACGAUUGGAACGAUGGAGAAUGCACAUCCGAGCGGCGAGACUAUCAGCUUAGAGGAUCAUCACUUGCGGCAAAGAGGAGCCAGCCGUUUUGCUGCGGACGACGAUGAUGACAAGGCUCUCUCCAAGCUCGAGACAAUUGAAGAGACGCCUUCUGUGCUCGCGCGCCAGGCCUCUGCAGCACACCCCAGCUCCAGCUUUUACGAAGACAAGGUAAUAAAGGAGGAAGAAGAGGAAGAGGAAAAUGUCUACCCAGACGGAAAUACCCGAUCCCAUUGUUAG